UCUUAGGAGGACAGCCUGCUGCCAUAACGAGAUCUGUUGUAUGAAAACGUUUUUGUACUGUAUUUUGAAUGCAAAAUUGUAAACUAACAUCAUCAUGAAAUCAAUGAGAGAAAUUAAUUUGGAUACAUACAGUUUGUCUCUGCUAACGGCAAAAGAAGAUAUCUUGAACCCACGCUCCUCUACAAACUGGGCUUUGUUUGCUUAUGAUGGAAUAAUGAACAGGCUCAAACUGGCUGAUUCUGGGGUAGGUGGACUGAAAGAGCUGAUGACUAAACUACACCCCAGACGCUCACUUUACGGGAUGUGCAGGGUGGGCACAAAACAAUCCCUCAUCGUCAUGAUAUUAUGGGUAGGAAUUGAGGUGGAUGAAUAUCGCAGAGCUGAGUGUGCCAGUCACCUGCCAGCGAUAAGGGCAUUCUUCAGGGAAGUUCAGAUCUUUCUUCCUGCACACACUUUGGAUGAAAUGACAGAAGAAAGGAUGUGUACUCUGGCCAGUAAGGCUGCGAUGGUGAUGCAGGGGCCGAGACAGAGACCGGGGCUCCGGCGAGAAGACAGACAAGAGACUGUGGGCACAAAUUACAAGCGAACAAUCGCAGCAGCAGAGACCCUAAGAAUCCAAAGAGAAUCUUUCUGGGCACAAGCAGAGAGAGAGGAGGAUGAAAGAAGGAAAGAGGAACAGCAGAGGGCAGCAGAGGACAGGAGACAAAGAGAGAUAGAGAGACUGCGCCAGGAGAGGAGAGAAGCAAUGGAGCGAAAGAGGAAGAUGAUGGAAAGAGAACAGAAGAUAAAAGAGCAGAGGAGAAUACAAGCCCAAAUGGAGGCAGAGGAACGCAAACGGGAGAGAAUAAAAUGGAAGUGCCAGGAAAGAGAACGAGAAGACGAGGAAGCAAGAGCUAGAUACUUACGCUCUGAAUCUGAAGAAAAAGCUGCUGAGGCAGCAGCUCUAGUGUCCCAGCGAACCACAAAUCCAAGAGAGUUCUUCAGACAACUGUCCUCCUCUUCAAUUGUCAACUCAGAUUCCCAAACCAGCUCACCAUAUCCAGUCAGGAAUCCUUACAGACGACUUCAUCAUAGUCAGACAGACAAUGUCUUCAUUUUUAAUGAACCUUCAUCUUUCACGCCUCCAUCUCCUCAUAGAUCAACAGCGGCAUCACCGUACCUCCCCUCGACUCCAACAUCCAAAAGCCCAACACUCGUGUUUCCUUCUUCACUGCACAGUCCAGAAAUGGUAUCACCUACCAUCUCAAAGCAGAAUAUCCCUCAAGAUUGUGCAAUGGUUCCUUCUAGAAGUCAGAUCUACUUAUCUUCACCUCAGCAGACUGAAUCAUCCUAUAAAGUCACUGCUUACGCUAUGCCACCCUCCAUUCUGCAGCUCCAAGCCAAACCAUCAGCUUCAAUGAAUGCUGAAUCUGAAAUAAAAAAAACCAUCACUGCCAUAUUAGACAGUCUUGUCUUUUACCCUCCACCACCAACCAAAGAAGAGCUCAGAUUAGACAAUCGGGGCUUAGAUGAAGCAAAACCAACAGAUAAACUUUCUUCGCCUCUUUCUCAUUUUGAGUUUUCACCAAAACCAUCUGAGGACUUUUCUGAAACGUCAAUGCAAACCCAACCUGAUGUGAAUCUGUCUUGUCAGAGUGUCUCAGAUGCUCUGACAUCCUCUCCUUCUCAAUCUUCUCCUGUUUCACUGGUUCCAUCAUGCCUCCUGGUACCUCAGCCACCCUCUAGACCGCUUCCCGCUCUGCCUAUCUCCCCACCAACAUUAAAGGAUCUGGAAUCAGACAGAGACUUUCCUGCCUCUGUUAGAUCUAUGGUUGAGGAGGAAGAGAUUGAGGGAGAGGAUGGAGAGACGGUUGAGAAGGAAUGGAUUCAUGAGGAGACAGUAAGAGAGAUCCGAGAUGAGGAAAAUGAGGCGGUGGAAGAAGGGAAAGGAGGUGAAAUGAGAGAAGAUAGAGAGGAGAUGAAUGCAGGACAGGAGGAACCAGAUGGGAAGAAUAUGGAAAAACAUGAUGAUAAGAAUGCUUUGGAGGAGACUGAGAGUGAAUAUGUACAAGAUGGAAAAAACAUUGACAAAUCUGAGACAGAAAAAACACAACGUGGGCAAAUUAUGAAAGAAUGUGAAAAAGCUAAUAAAAUUAUGGAGGAAUCAGAGAAUGGAAAAGAACCAAAUGAGACAAUUAUGGAGGAUUCUGAGAGCAUGAAAUAUCAAGAUGGGGAAAUUUUGGAAGAAUCUGAAAGCGAAAAAAAUCAAGAAGAGAAAAUUGUGGAGGAAGCUAAUGAAAAAUAUCAAGAUAAAAAAAUUGUGCAAGAAUCUGAGAGUGAAAAAUAUCAAGAUGUGAAAAUUGAGGAGAAUGUACACGAUCAAGAGGAGAAAAUAUUGGAAGAAUCUAAAAGCGAAAUAUAUCAAGAAGACAAAAUUAUGGAAGAAUGUGAUGGUGAAAAAUAUCAAGAAGUGAACAUUCUACAAGAAUUUGAGUGUGACAAAUACGAAGAUGAAAAAAUUAUGGAAGAAUCUAAAAAUGAAAAAUAUCAAGAACAGAAAAUUGAGGAGGAAUUUAAGAAUAUAAAAUAUCAAGAUGAGAAAACUAUGGAAGAAUCUGAAACAGAUAAAUGUCAAGAAGAGAAAAUUGAAGAAGAAUCUGACAAUGAAAAAUAUGAAAAUGAGAAAAUUGUGGAGGAAUCUGAGAACGUAAAAGAUCAAGAUGAGAAAAUGAUGGAAGAAUCUCAGAGUGAAAAAUAUCAAGAUGAGAAAAUUGAGGAAGAAUCUGAGAAUGUACAAGAACAAGAUGAAAAAAUGAUGGAAGAAUCUGAAAGUGAAAAAUAUCAAGAAGCCAAAAUUAUGGAAGAAUGCGGCGGUGAAAAAUAUCAAGAAGUGAAAAUUCUACAAGAAUUUGAGAGUGAAAAAUGUAAAGAUGAGAAAAUUAGGGAAGAAUCUAAAAGUGAAAAAUGUAAAGAAGAGAAAAUUACAGAAGAAUCGGACACUGAAAAAUAUCAAGAACAGAAAAUUGAGGUGGAAUCUAAGUACGCAAAAGAUCAAGAUGAGAAAAUGAUGGAAGAAUCUAAAAGCGAAAAAGGUCAAGAAGAGAAAAUUAAGAACGAAACUGAGUACAUAAAAUAUCAAGAUAUAAGAACUAUGGAGGAAUUUGAGAAUGAAAAUGAACAGAAAUCUAUUGAAAACUGUGAUAGUGACGGAAAAGAAAAAGACAACUUUCAGGAGGAAUAUGAAGAGGCUUUAAUGAACCAAGAGAAUGAAGAAAAGUCAAGUAAGGACUUUACCAGGACAGAAAAUUUGACUGUGUUAAAGGCAGAAUCUGAUACUGAGAUUAUAAUGAUUCAUGACACAACAGAUGAAGGGGGAGUGAAGAGGACCAGUGAUCAACGGAACGAGAAGAAAGAAAGAAAUAUACCACUCAUUAAAACAGAUGAGGAGGAUCCAUCCAAUGCAGACAAACAGAAUGAGCAUGAACCCUGUGCAGAAACACUUUUCUCCCAGCAUGCACCACUCUUCCCAGAAUCCUCUGCUGCCAGGCCUAGUCAAUACAUAAGUCUAGCUGAAAGUAUACCAAAUCAUAAUGAAAAUGAGCCACAGAUGAUCUCCACAGACUCAAUUCAGGACAAGUCAGAUCUGAGCCAUCAAGAAGACCCCAAAGUGACAACUGACUCUUUAACAGCAGUAUCAUUCAGUCAGGAAUCCUUACACUUGCCCUCAAAGAACAGCUCGGGUUCUGAGGAGAACGCUUUGUCGACAUCAGCCAUAUCUGAACAAGCCAGUUUUGGGCAAUCUGAUGGGGAGGAGGGACUUGAAUAAUAAGGAAGAUGUUGCAGUGGACUUAGAUUUAAGCAGAUGUACCAGCGACCUGACCAAUGAGAACACAGAUGCUGACGAAGGCUUCAUUACUCAGCUUUUUUGAAGUAGGGCAGGACUCGAAAUCCCAUUCUGAAUGAAGCUUAAACAAACAUUUUCGCCGAACUGCAGAACACCCAAUGACAUCAGGAAUUACAAGAAAACGAAUGUAUCUCAUACAGGUGGGCGGGGAAAUCAUAAUAGAUAAUUGGUGUUAUUAUCUCAGAACACACCAUUCCAUUAAAGAGCAUAAUGCUUCAGGUUUUGAUUGGCAUUAAUUACUGUUUUAACCGCAAGGAGUGGAAAGGUAAUUCAGGGCUGGUGAUAGAAGUGUUGUCUUUCUCACCUCCGGUAGGUUGCUUUUCAUAGUCUCAGAUGGUGGAAGAAUGCAACGUAAUUGCUUAAUACAUAAUUGCACCAAUUUCCAGAUUAAAUUAUGUUCAUUACAUUAGGAAAUCUCUAUUACGUAACUUUUUUUGUAUUAUUUUUAAACUUCACUGGAAGGAAAUAUUUCACAUUUACUUUCUAUCAAAGCUGACCUAGAAAAUAACUGAACAUUUUAUAUUAAUUAUAUUAAUCUAUUAUAUAUUAUAUAUAUUAUAUAUUAAACUAUUAUAUUAAUCUGAUGUGAUAGUUCAUGAAUUGCAAAGGAUUAUGGGAUAGUGGAGCUGUCAAUCAAAGACAGUUGGAUAGGAAACACUUCGUGCCAGUGCAUUAUGUUCAAAUACAGAUGAUAAAACUGUUCUUUCAUCCUGUGUUCUUUCAGACCUUUAUGUCUGUAUGCCACCGUUCUCAAAUCUCAUAGCGCCACUGUCCUUCUCAAACCUCAUAUCCUCCGCGAUUUGAAUUUUUUGUCAUAAAUCAUCAUUAUUAGUCACCCUUUAUGUUUGUCUCUGGGUUUAGCAAAUAUCUAACCAAUAAAAAUUGUGCUUGUCAACUAUGACGUCACAGUAUUUAAUCAUUUAACAAGUAUACAGUGUUUUUUUUUCAUUUCCUGAAAACAAAAUUUGGACAUGUGAGGUUUCAAGAGGAAGGCGACGAGGUGAAAUUUAACUGACAGCGGACAGGCCACGUUUUACACUUUGGUAGUAUUUUUCCCCACUUCUUCAUGUCAAAGUUUCUUACAUUAAAGAGUAAAUAUUCCUUGAUUUUUAAGGUCCUAUUUUGGUUUACGUACAUACAAGGUGUAAAAACACUAUUAUUUUGUUUUAAUAGGAAAUAUUUCUUACCUAACUUCUUGACUGACUCUCAAAUGAUUCGUUCCGUGAUUCAUACGUCUAAUCCCCUCCUUUCCGCUAGCCAACUCUGAUCUGAUUGGUCAGAUGAUCUAGUCUGCUGUGAUUGGUCUACCGCGAAUGAGGCUCACAAGCUACAGUGUUUGGGGGAGAAGAGUGAAGUUUUAGCAGGCAGUCCUAGCAAAACGGACUAUAUGUAGUGACGUAAAUCCACAGCGGUUCGCAAAUCGGACUGGAGACGACUCGUUUGCGUGAUUCAGAGUCGACUCUCUUUUUUCCAAGCCAAUAACUUUCUUAUUCAUUCACCUUCCGCUUUACAACUUGGCAGACUGCUUACAUUCACACACGGCAACAUUACACACUGCAUGAAAUGUCAUUUACAUGAUCUCGUAAUAUGUACUCUUUAACUACAAUUUUGUUUUAUGACUGUUAUUAUUUUGAAGCACGCAAUUCAACAGGCUGAUUUUCCAAUUGUACUGUACCUUUAAGACUGUAAAUAAAAUAUGUUAUGGUUAACUAAUCCUUAUAACGGUGUGUACUGUAGGUUAGGGCGGGACUCAUUUGGUUCAAUUCAUGGAGUAAAACAAAAGCAAGGCUUAAACACACAAAAUACUACGCGUAAUAUUGUUGCCUCACUUUAUUACAUAAAACGCUUUACAGUCUACCAAGUGAGCCACUAAUCUUAUAGUAACUUACAAUUAAUUGUAUUUAUUUGUUGACAAAUAAACC
Molecule: messenger RNA, 5805 nt
Organism: Triplophysa rosa
Lineage: Eukaryota; Metazoa; Chordata; Actinopteri; Cypriniformes; Nemacheilidae
Product: trichohyalin
Exons: 12
Coding region: 95-3805 (1236 amino acids)
Biological process (GO): positive regulation of axon extension; postsynaptic actin cytoskeleton organization; positive regulation of dendritic spine morphogenesis
Cellular component (GO): postsynaptic density; plasma membrane; cortical actin cytoskeleton
Molecular function (GO): actin filament binding
Source: RefSeq, a predicted model, not a curated record